Molecule: messenger RNA, 4621 nt
Organism: Alosa sapidissima (American shad)
Lineage: Eukaryota; Metazoa; Chordata; Actinopteri; Clupeiformes; Clupeidae
Gene: grnb
Product: granulin b
Exons: 16
Coding region: 262-2520 (752 amino acids)
Cellular component (GO): extracellular region
Source: RefSeq, a predicted model, not a curated record
GACUCCAGAAGAGCAUCAUGUGAUUCCAUUAUCAGCUGCUACAGUCGCCUCGACAGUCAUUCUAUAUUAGCUAGCCACAUAGACUAUACAGGAUCCCUUCAUUUUUACGCGUUAAGCUCCUUUUUUGUUCGUGGUACCACAUUCAAAGAGUAAGAGAGUGGAGUAUGCCACACUUCAGAGCAUCUUAAGAAGCAAACAUAGUACACCUUCUUCUGGCUGGAAUCCCUCUCCUUGCUGAGGGUAAAAAACACAGAACUCACGAUGAGGGGUGUGAGUGUGUGUGUAAGUGUGUGUGCGCUGUUUUUGCUGAGUGUGUGUUCAGCCCUCAUCUGUCCUGAUGGAGGCAUGUGUGAGGAUGGAGACACCUGCUGCCAGACGCCGUCUGGGGGCUACGGCUGCUGCCCGUUGCCCAACGCAGAGUGCUGCUCAGAUCAUUUGCACUGCUGUUUCCAGGGGACACUGUGUGAUCUGGAACACUCCAAGUGCAUCAACAAGACUCACUCUCUGCCUCUAGUCACGAGGAGACCAGCCAGACCACCCACUCCAGCUCUGCCCUGGGAGGAUGAGCGUGCAGUCAUCUGCCCCGACGAGGAAUCCGAGUGCCCAGACGGAACCACCUGCUGCCAGCUGAUCGACGGCACCUGGGGAUGCUGCCCCUUGGCAAACGCGGUGUGUUGUGAGGACAAACGACACUGCUGCCCUGAGAGAACCAAGUGUGAUCUAGAACAUUCCAAAUGUGUGUCUGCCACACUGGGAUCCACUCCUAUGUGGAGGAAGUUCCGCGCCCGCAAGAGAGCGCACUCACCAGAUAGGAGUGUGGGCUCCAUCACCUGCCCAGGUGCCAAAUCCGCCUGUCCUGACGACACUACUUGCUGCUUGAUGAAUUCUGGAAGCUAUGGCUGCUGUCCUUACCCUGACGCUGUGUGUUGCAGUGACAAGGUCCACUGUUGCCCCAACGGCACCACCUGUGACCUGGAGCAGCAGAUGUGUACGUCCUCACGCACACAGACACACUUCCCUCUGGCCCAAAAGCAACCCGCUCUGCUCAUUCGACUGCCUGCUGCCAAAGAUGUGGUCUGUCCUGAUAAAAUCUCCACCUGUCCUGACGAAACCACCUGCUGUGCCCUCGGCAAUGGCAGCUACGGAUGCUGCCCCAUGCCAAAGGCGGUGUGUUGCUCUGAUCACCUGCACUGCUGUCCGGAGGGCACGACCUGUGAUCUCGCCAAGAGCACCUGUAUGUCCACCAACGGACGCAUCGCCUGGGCAACCAAAAUCCCAGCUCUAACCCCGCCCCAGAUCAGAGCUUCGGCGGUGCCCUGUAAUGACUCGGUGGCGUGCGCCGAUGGGAGCACCUGCUGUAAAACUGCAUCUGGCGUCUGGGCCUGCUGCCCCCUGGAGGAGGCGGUGUGUUGCCCCGACCACACCCACUGUUGCCCCCACGACACGGUGUGCAACGAGCGGGCCAGCACCUGCGACGACCCCACCGACCCCCUGGCCUCCGUGCCCUGGCUGGAGAAGACGUCCACCUUCGCCCUGGACACGCAGCCACCCAAUACCAAGUGUGACGAGAGCAAGUCCUGCCCAGACACCUACACCUGCUGCAAGACGACCGCUGGGGGAUGGGGAUGCUGCCCGCUACCUGAGGCCGUAUGCUGUGAGGACCACCUGCACUGUUGCCCCCAUGGCACCACCUGUAACCUGCUGGCCAGCACCUGUGACAGCGCCCGCGGCCCCGUGCCCCUGGUGAGGAAGGUGCCCGCCCUGAGCGCCACGUUGCCCGCCGCGCCGGUGCCAUCCCAUGGGCUCAUGUGUGACGGGCACACCAGUUGCCCCGACGACAACACCUGCUGCUUCAUGCACAAAGCCGGCAAGUGGGGCUGCUGCCCACUCCGUCAGGCGGUCUGCUGUAGCUCAGGUGACCACUGCUGUCCCAGUGGCUUCACCUGUGACGAGAAGCACACGUCCUGCACCAAAGGUCGCCUUGAGAUCCCCUGGUACAGGAAGCAGGAGGCCCGGGUCGUCCAGGGGUCGGCAGGGUCAGAGGUCGCAGAGGGUGUGAUGGACGUGAAGUGUGACGACGAGAGCAGCUGUGCGGCGGGCUCCACGUGCUGCAAACUACCCACUGGAGACUGGGGCUGCUGUCCUCUGGUCAAGGCGGUGUGCUGUAGCGACCACGAGCACUGCUGUCCGCAGGGCUACACCUGUGCGCUGGAGUCCGGUACCUGUGUGAAGCCCUCGGACUGGGCCGCCGCGGUCCCCCUCUCGCCGCUGUCCGAGGCCCAGCAGCCCUCCCAGGAUGUGCAGUGUGACGCCGAGACCCGCUGCGACACUGACCAGACCUGCUGCAGGACCUCCCCCGACAGCUGGGCCUGCUGCCCCUACAAGAGGGCGGUGUGUUGUCCUGACAUGAAGAACUGCUGCCCCAUGGGAUACAUCUGCAAUGCUGAGAUCCAGGGCUGCUCCAAGGGCUCCACGGGCUCCAAGGGCUCCACGCUCACCUGGUGGGACAACAAGUUCUGAGAACCACCUAGAGACUGAGCAGUUGCACUACUAUAUAUAUAUAUAUCACACACACACACACACACACACACACACACACACACACACACUUGCACAGAAUAGUCUACAAAAAACAGUCUGUGAAAAAAUCCAAACACUGGUUAAAUACACACACACACACACACACACACUCUUUCUUCUCAGACAUCUUGCUGAACUGACACACACUCCAGUCCAGUGCUGUUGGGUCUGGACCUCUGGAACAGAAGGGACCUUCCUCUCUCUCUUGUAGUUCCUCUCCUAGUCUUUCAAAAUCAGCCAUCUACUCAAACACUCUUUUCAUGUCUUUUCAUUUCAGAGUAGCUGCCACAAGCGCACCAAGUGAAAGAGACUUUUUUUAAUUUCCCAAAAGCCUCCUCACCCGUAUGUCUGUUCUGCUUCCUGUAUGUCUGUUCUGCUUCCUGUAUGUCUGUCACCUGCUUGUGUUCUAAUCCGCUCGUACCUAGGAACUGUCUAGUGAGUCUCGGUUCUCUCUCACAGUAGAUGAUUAUGUUUCAUGUCACUAUAAACUAAUGCUGAGAUGGGCGAUGAGGGGGUUGUUUUUAUUUUAUUUACACUUGAGUCAUUUUCCUGUGUCAUUCGAGCAGGCGUGUUGUCUGUAGUCCCAGCAUUUCGAGGUGGCAAUCAGAGGGACAUGAAUGUAACCGAAGUCCCUCUGCUUUGAAGGAGGUUCUGUGGGUGUGCUGAACUUGUCACCCAGGUAACAGAGUUUUCCUUGAUGUGGGCUGUCAGGGUUGUAAGCUGGUCCCCCCCACUUACCAGAGUUUCCUCGGAUUCGAGAUGUUGGUGUGGUAAACCGGCUAUCCAGUUGGCAGGAACAUUAUGGGAUGGAACUGGGCCCGUACAUGGCCUUCACCUGAUCUAGACCCCAACCCUGACCCCACACCUGGCCCCUCACCUGAUCUAGACCCCAACCCUGACCCCACACCUGGCCCCUCACCUGAUCUAGACCCCAACCCUGACCCCGUGUGAUUGAGCCCAGACUAAGAGGCUGUUUGGGAACAGCUAACAAAUGCCAUCAGUGUUUUUUGUCGCAACCUCUGAGGCAUAGCUGAUUCAUAAGGAAAGUUAAGAACUUUGAUUAGAAAAGGUGGAAAUCAAAUCAUAAAUCCAAAGAGUUUUAGAGCCUUUUUUUAGUAACCUCUGUGACUGUUCAUUACGGAGCCAAAAACGCAUGACUUCAGGAUAACCCUGUGACUUGUUUAUAAAGGCUUCCUGGUUGAUUACAGCCAAGUAAGACUGACCAGCAGUGCAGUUUUGUGUCUGAAUGUCCACCCCCAGGAUCUGUGUGGUCCAUGUGCAUGCACUCCCUACUCCUCCUCGUUUCCUGUUUGGAUUGUCAUGACAACACAUCACACCUGCAUCCCUGAUACCUGCACCAGCUGCUUCCACUUUUAGUGUCACUAAUGCUUUUUAUUCAUGUCAAUCAAAUCAGUGUUAGCACAGCUUUUAAUUUUAGUUUUAGCUCAUGCACUUAAGAGUGACUUCUGGUUAAAUGGGGUGUGCCUUAUCGUCCUAGAAAUUCAGCUAACUGCUUACCCAAAUGUAACAUCAACCCAGAAGGUGGCCAGGCCCUGGGCAUAGGCAGGACACUGCAGUUAUCUGGGCCAGGUGAGAGCAGCGUCAUGCUUCACAAAGUUAGCUGUUAGCUGUUAGCUCCUUCUCCACGCUGUUUGAAGGGCCUCAUUCUCCCAUGAUCCUCAGGGUGGGGUUUCCUGCUGGACACAUGGGUCUCGUGUGUCCAGUGAGGAUGAUUUACAGCUAGAGUCUGAACCAUCUGAUUCAAAUUUGUUUUAAAAAAACAUGGUUAUUUUUUAGUGUAUCUCUUUUAUGGUCAGUCAGAACAACCUCUUGACUUUUAGGAAAUUUUACGGAUGGCGGAAAGCGACAGAUUGUCUUUGGACAAGGAAUAAAGAGCUGGCUUUACUCUGGAUCUGUUUUUAUUUUACUAUUAAGUGAUUUUUGAUUAUUACUUUGUUUGAAGUGGAUCGGUUGUCUUUUGUUUAUAAUUAUACAAGUGAAGGAUUAAGAUGGAAAAUAAAAAAAAGGAAAGAAAACCAUU